Messenger RNA from Dibothriocephalus latus, 1241 nucleotides. NCBI's taxonomy places the organism in Eukaryota, Metazoa, Platyhelminthes, Cestoda, Diphyllobothriidea, Diphyllobothriidae. The record is from the annotation of a GenBank genome assembly.
AACCGAUUCUGGAACCGGUGAAUCACUCCUCCAGCAACGACAAUCUCCACUUUCUAGCCUCAGCCAAUCAGGAGUCAUUGAGCGCUGGCACCGGUGACUUCAGCUCACGCCGCUGGUAUCCUGGCGAGGACUCCUCCCGUCUGGGCGACUACCAGAACAUGCACAGGGCCAAUGAAACGCUCGCUCGUCUUUGUCCCUAUCCAAUCCCUCCGCUUUAUCAUUUAACUAUGUUUGUCCACAGAAACGUCACCACUGCGACAGACCCCGAUCCGACGUUACCUGGUUACCGGCCGAUCUUGGCCAGUUGCCACACCUACGAGCAGCAUGGCCACUUUCCCCCACCCGGACCCAACCUUGAGAACGAUCUGGAUGGACAGCCUAAUCGUGACAUGUUCUUCCCGGGUUCGCAGUCUACCUACCCCUCUGAUGAUUACAGACCCUCUCGCGGUGGAUUUUACUCAGCUGAUGACGCUUACGUCUACUCAUCUGCCUCUUCUGCUUCAAUGGAGUCUGGUGGAAGCAGUCCUGUUGCGGCCCCUGUCAUCUCCUGCCUAGAGCCCUCCAAGUUGCCCGCCAUUUUCGGACCGGAGUGGAAUAACGAACUAGCUUCUCCGAAGAUUGUAUUCUUCGAGGAGAAACGAUUGUACGCAGGAUCCGGACCUGCGGACAAUGGCCGCUCGCCCCGUCUUGAAACCUGUUUUGACUGUUGUGCCAAAGACAACUGCACUUACGUCUGCGGGAAGUACUCGGCUCAUCGUUGCCUCAUGCGUCUUUGUAGCUACGGCACUCGUUUGGACUUCCAAUUAGCACCUGAGUGGCCUAAAGACAACCCCUUCAUUUGUCAUGUACAGCCAGCGCCCAGCCGGCCAAUCUAUCGUCUGCGUUGGUCCCUCCUCUUUCAUGGCCGACCACGCACUACGGACACCUUCACAGCCUCCCUCACUCUCAGCGAGCCAAUAGGCGGCGCACAGAGUGAGGCUACUUGGCACCAAUCACAGGCCACCACCCCAGAUCAUGGAGUUCGUCGGCUUCCUGAUGGCACCCUGAAUCAACUUCACAGAGGCCUUCUCAAUGUGGACUACUACUUGGGCCUGUCACACAUUCCGGACAUCAUCAGUGGCUCUGCCAGUAUGCAGGCCGCCUACUAUUGGAGCACUCAAGUGAGCGGAUUAUACCCUAGUUUAAAGCUCAUCAGUUACUUCCUCUCGUUGCGUAACGUGAAUAACUUCAGAGACGUCUGA